AUGACAGAUGUAUUUGCAAGUGUGUUUGAAGAAUUAGUGCCAACUCCGCCUAUUGAACACUUAGGUGCCUCUGAUUUAUCUUUCCAAGGAAGGUUGGACCCUCCACUAAAGAUUUAUGAAGAUGGAGGUGAAUCUGGAUGCGGUGGCAAAGUGUGGAUAGCAGGAGAGUUGCUAUGUGAUUUUCUUUUGGAGAAAUCAAAAGAUGGUCAGCUGCUUUCCAAAUUUGUCAAAAACGGUAAGCAAUUCAAUAAGGUGCUUGAAUUAGGAAGUGGUACAGGUCUAGUGGGGUUAUGCAUUGGGAUGCACAAUAUAAUGCACGAAGUGAAUGAUAUGGAUGUGUACAUAACUGACAUUGAUACUUUGUGCCCGUUAAUGGCUAGAAAUGUGCGUAUGAAUAAUUUGGAAGGUAGGGUACAUCCAAGAGAGUUAUUCUGGGGUGAUGAACUACCCGCCGAAUUCAGAAACAAAGAUAGUCCAGUGGAUCUUAUUUUGGCUGCUGACUGUGUCUAUUUAGAGAAGGCGUUCCCACUACUAGAGAUGAAAUUGUUAGAGCUAACUGCAAACCAAGAAGUGCAGCCCGUUGUCUUAAUGUCUUAUCGGAAAAGGAGAAAGGCUGAUAAAAAGUUCUUCUUAAAGAUCAAGAAACACUUUGUUAUAACAGAAUUAACAGACUUCAAACGUUACGAUGAGUAUAUAAAGCAAAGAACGCACAUAUUUCAAUUGGUGCGAAGAUCAUCCAUUAAACAGCAACAAGCGAGAGCUUGA
Eremothecium cymbalariae DBVPG#7215 is the source of this 765-nucleotide messenger RNA. RefSeq names its product putative protein-lysine N-methyltransferase (gene EFM6). NCBI's taxonomy places the organism in Eukaryota, Fungi, Ascomycota, Saccharomycetes, Saccharomycetales, Saccharomycetaceae. The coding region runs from base 1 to 765 and encodes 254 amino acids. The record is from RefSeq and is a predicted model, not a curated record. The transcript has a single exon.